Brassica napus (rape) is the source of this 1341-nucleotide messenger RNA. RefSeq lists its product as uncharacterized. The record is from RefSeq and is a predicted model, not a curated record. The coding region runs from base 1 to 1341 and encodes 446 amino acids. The transcript is spliced from 3 exons. Lineage: Eukaryota; Viridiplantae; Streptophyta; Magnoliopsida; Brassicales; Brassicaceae.
AUGAAACACAUAAUUUUCGUCUCUGGUAAGUGGAAAGUUGAGAAAACUAAGUGGUUAUUUGAAGCGGAUAAUGACAGAGAAAGCAUAUUAGUGGCUGCGAAUGAGGGCACUCAAUUUGAGGAUUUUGUGAAAAUCAUAUUUGAAGAUUACGGAGUUGAUUUUGCAGAAAACAAUUUGGAACUGAGGUACAUUUUUCCGAAGCGGAAUCUACACAAUCAAAGCAUCAAUAUACCACCUGUGAAAAUAGGAAACGAUUGGCAGUUUCAUGCAUUCUUGGCUCUUCACAAAGUUGAGGACGUUCAACUGUGUGUUGAAUUUAAAGCGAACAAAAGUGCUGGGGAAGGAGAUGGCGAAGAUCAGAAACAACCCAUACAAGGAGAUGACCCGUUGUGUGAAGACGAAGAAGAUACAGAUGAAGAAGGUGAUAGUUUCAAUUACUGCGAUGACUCUGAUGGAGCAACAUCUGACGAUGAAAACUUUACUGCGUAUGGGCUUCCACCAGAUCAUGUAGAAGAGGUUCAUGGAUCUUCUACAAAGAUGAUAUAUGCAAGAGCCCUAAAGACAGAAGAAAGAGAGUCUCCAAAGAGUCUGUCCUAUUUGCGCACAUUCAAAUUUGACGUAGGACAGAGUUAUAAUUCGAAAGAUGCAUUGGAGACACGUCUGAAGAUAUGUUCAGCUGUCCAAAAGUUUGAUUUUGAUGUCCACGCAUCAACACGUUCACUGCUGUUUAUAAAAUGUUGGUUAAAAGGAUGUACAUGGAAGCUAAGAGCUACACCAGUAGGUAAUUCUGCGAAGUUUACAAUCCGAGUGUAUGUAGAUGAACAUACCUGCUCCGUAACAGAACGUUCAUCUCGUUCCCGACAAGCUACUCCUGAAAUUCUUGGACUCUUGUACAAAGACUAUAUUGGUGGGGUUGAUCCAUAUAUUUUGCCACGUCAUGUUAAUAAUGCUAUGAACAUGAGCUUCAGAAUCAAGAUGGAUUACUGGAAAGCUCAUCGUACACUUAUAGUUGCUAGAGAUCUCGUAAUGGGUUCUUCAGAGAGUGGAUACGAGGAACUACCUACUUACCUCCACAUGAUUAGAAUGGCAAAUCCGGGGACUUUAACUCGACUGGAAAUUGAUGCAAACAAUAGAUUUAAGUACUUAUUCCUUGCAUUCAACGCUAGCAUUACCGGAUUUCCAUUUAUGAGGAAGGUUGUGGUGGUUGAUGGAACUUUUUUGCAAGCAUUUGCUGUGGUUGACACAGAGAAUGAUGAAUCAUGGACAUGGUUUUUCCGCCAACUCAGCCGUGUGAUACCAGAUGAUGAAGGAUUGGCGUUAAUUUAUGACAGACACAAGUAG